AUGGCCGACGCUGCUUCAGGCUCAGUUGAUAGGUCCGUCCAGGUCAAGCUCGUCCUUCUUGGCGAGGCUGCCGUUGGCAAAUCAUCUGUCGUGCUUCGAUUUGUCUCCAACGAAUUCCAGCCAAAUAAAGAGCCCACAAUCGGAGCCGCCUUCCUCACCCAGAAGUGCCGUCUCGAGGACAGAGUGCUGAGAUAUGAGAUAUGGGACACGGCCGGGCAGGAGCGCUUCCACUCGCUCGCGCCCAUGUACUACCGCAACGCGCAGGCUGCCGUUGUCGUUUAUGAUGUCACGAAGGGGUCGAGCUUGGAGAAGGCCAAGUCCUGGGUCAAAGAGCUCCAGCGCCAGGCCAACCCCAACAUCGUCAUCGCGCUCGCCGGCAACAAGGUUGACCUCGUCCAAUCCUCGUCCUCGAGCGGCAACACGUCGACAUCCGAAUCCGAAGAUGAGGCAGACGAUGCAACCGCCACGCCGGGCGAGACGCCAGGCUCACCCAAUGGUGAGCCCGAGAGCCUUCGACAGGUCUCCAGAGAAGAGGCACAUGCGUACGCAACCGAAGCAGGUCUCCUCUUCUUCGAGACCAGUGCGAAAACGGGCGAGGGCAUUGUCGAGAUAUUUACAGAGAUUGCCAAGAAGAUCCCAAUUGAACACAUUUUGGCUUCUACGCGCGGCGGCGCGGGUCGCCCGGGGGCGCAAGGUGCCCGCGAGGGUGUCGGUAGACAGGGAGGCGAUGUCAACCUCGACGAGAACCAGCCCAAGGGCAGGGAUGCAUGCAACUGCUGA
Molecule: messenger RNA, 780 nt
Organism: Coniophora puteana RWD-64-598 SS2
Lineage: Eukaryota; Fungi; Basidiomycota; Agaricomycetes; Boletales; Coniophoraceae
Product: GTP-binding protein ypt5
Exons: 5
Coding region: 1-780 (259 amino acids)
Molecular function (GO): GTPase activity; GTP binding
Source: RefSeq, a predicted model, not a curated record